This is a messenger RNA of Rhipicephalus sanguineus (brown dog tick), 3637 nucleotides long. RefSeq names its product zinc finger protein 816-like. Bases 232 to 1002 code for a protein of 256 amino acids. The record is from RefSeq and is a predicted model, not a curated record. The transcript has 3 exons. Gene Ontology annotation, biological process: regulation of transcription by RNA polymerase II. Lineage: Eukaryota; Metazoa; Arthropoda; Arachnida; Ixodida; Ixodidae. Gene Ontology annotation, molecular function: DNA-binding transcription factor activity; RNA polymerase II cis-regulatory region sequence-specific DNA binding.
CGGCCACAUAAAUGCCACUUGUGCACCCAAAGUUUCUCAGCAAAGGGGACAUUAAGUAAUCACUUGCGCACCCACACAAGCGAGCGGCCGUAUAAAUGCCACUUGUGCACCCGAAGCUACCGUGCAAAAUUCAACUUGACUGUUCACCUGCGUGUUCACACGGGUGAGCGACCAUAUAAAUGCCCUUCAUGCCCCCGUAAAUUUUCAGAAAAGUCCAGCCUGAAGACGCACAUGUGCAUCCACAUGGGUGAGCGGUUGUAUAAAUGUCACAUUUGCCCUCAAAGCUUCUAUCAGAAAUCCAGCUUAAAUAUUCACCUGCGUGUUCACACGGGUGAGCGACCGUAUAGGUGCCCUUCAUGCCCUAAGACAUAUAGACAGACUGGCCACCUCAAGAGACACCAGCGUCAGCAUGAUCACCAGUGGCUGACUGAAGAAGAAAUGCAAGAGAACAAUGCAGAUCUUUGGCAUUCUGAUGAUCCCAAGUUUAUUGGCAAUGAUGCUUACAAUGGCAGCAACACAGAGGCUUCGGGGUGUCUCAUUGGCUCAGCGACUACAGAUGCUGCGAAGUCACAUCGGGCACGCCGUCACAAGUGUAACUCGUGUGACUAUGAGACUGAUAAUUCAUGCCACCUGAAACGACACGUUAGGGUUCAUACAGGCGAGCGGCCGUUUCAUUGCCGUUUCUGCCCACAUAGCUGCAAAUCAAAAUCUGCAUUGGACGAUCACCUGCGCACCCACACAGGCGAGCGGCCAUAUAAAUGCCACUUGUGCCCCCAAAGGUUCUCCCAAAAAUCCACAUUAAAUGACCAUGUGCGUGUCCACACAGGUGAGCGGCCAUAUAAAUGCCCUUCAUGCCCGCAAGAAUUCUCACAAGCGUCCAAACUAAAAAAGCACAUGUGCAUCCACACGGGCGAGCGGCCGUAUAAGUGCCCUUCAUGCCCACAGACAUUUAACCACAGUGGCAAUCUCCAAAGACACCUGCGUCAGCAUGAUCACCAGUAAACAUUUUAGUGAAAGUUCUGUCCUUGCUGUUUUUUUUUUUUUUUUUUGUAAAGGCACUUUUCACCAGUUGCUCCAGAGCUGAGCAGUGGUGAGCUACAUGGGAUAACAUCAAAGCGGUUCAGACAGUGGCUUCAUUAUUCUCCUUAGAGCAUCAUUAUGCCUCAGAAUAAUUCCUUUUUAGUGCUUUUUUACUGUGCUGUUUGCUCACCAUGUGAAUAUUAAAUAUGUUGUAAGCUGAAUGAAAACUUGUGUAUUUGUACUGGUGUAUGAACACACCUCUUCAUUGUCAACUUAUAAAUCUCUCCAAGCCACUCAUUUGAACACACAUGAAACUAUAGAAACCUUUAUAAUACUGCCAAGUGGGUCACUGGCCAGAUGUGUAAUAAUUGGUCAAAAUUGCAAGCACAUCCUUCAUGCUAUAUGGAAUUGCAUGCAGUUUGUUGCAUUGUGUGCAUUUUAUAUGGCGUGAUUGUAUGUAGUUUAAGGUAUCAUCACAACCUUAACGAAAACCAGCAGAUAAUGAAGCCAAGAAAGGUACAUUAUAAGAAACAGCGCAGGCACACGGGACUAGAAAGACAGACAGGACUUUGCUCUGUCUUUCUGGUCCCGUGUACCCGCGCUGUUUCCUAUGAUGAAGCCAUGCCAACAAGCUCAAGUUGAUACCCUCUUCAAGAAAGGUAUGUACAGGGGAUGUUAAUUGUAAUGUUUUAAGUGCAUUAUAGCAAUUGUGAUAAAGACAUGAAGAAAGUAAAGUGGACGAAAAGGCAACUUGCCGCCGGCAGGGACUGAACCUGCAAACUUAGGAUUACGCGCCCGGCGCCCGAUGCUCUUACCAAUUGAGCUACGGCAACGGCCCCCCCCCCCCGUCUACUUUGUCGGUUAUUCAUGUGCACACAAACCUAGGAGUGUUAGCGCUGCUUGUAGCCGUGAUGGCGAGUGUGCUAAAUUAGCAUGUAAAAUAAAACCAACACAGGUGCCUUGUUUUGUGGAAACUGGGCAACACUUCUUAGUUCAAGAGCACUUAACAGUGUAUGCACGAAUGGAAGCACCUAGUAUUUCAUCGUGCUCUUAGGAUCUCUUUCUUCUGCCUUGGCCAUUUCUUUUAAUUUUGCAAUUAGACUCAACUCCUCCAAUCCUGUUUUCUGACUUGGUGGUUAAUGAAUGGCAUUUUGUUGAACACAUUGAAACACUGUCGUAUAACUUCAGGCUCACCUAAUACGUCUCAUGUCCCCAGUCUUCAUAUGCAAGUUAACAAGCUAGUAAGAAUUCAAGUCGUUCAUUUGUGAAAUGUUACUUUUCAUUUGACACUGUGCCUUAAUUACUUAUGCUAGCUCUGUGUUAUCUGUGUUAGUGAUGCCUUCUGUACAGUUUCUUUGUAAGUGAUCAGAUGUGGCAUUUUCAUUUUGCGGUCAUUGUUUUGUUGUCUCCAUGUUGCCUACGUGUCAGAUUUUUUGCAGCUAUUUUCUUAUUGCUUAUUGUUAUUAUGUUUUAGAAUUUUCAUUGCCGUCUUGCAUACAAACAUUUUUGUUGCGUCUAUUAACUGUUUGUCUCUUUUUCACUGCUGUAUUUUUCAUCACACUUACAGUACUGUGUGUUGUCAAUAAUCUGCAUUCUUUGCAUUUCAAUGCUCGUGCUAAAGCUAUAUAAAAUCCUUGGCUCAAUAUUAUGCUUAAUGUUGUAAUAUAAGUUGAGUGAUGGCUCUUAUAUGCUCUUAUGUUGUUAUCAGUAAAUGAAUUUGCACUUAUGAAUUUUCAUCAGUAGCAACCAUUUUAGAAUUGCUGUGAUCUAUCUAGGCUGUACAGUAGUCAUUGUUCUUGUGCCAGGCCAUGAGACCCACUUUUUGGAAGCAAUGAAUCAUGUGAACAAUUGAGCACCAUAUACCCAGAGACCGAAGUAGACAAUGUUUUAAUCUAAACUGUAUCAUUUGUUUUACUGUGGGCUACUUCGGCAUAAAACCAUUGCUAUUGUACAGUGUCACUUGUAUUGUCCAUGAAGUAUUGAAGAGACUACUUGCUUUAAGCUAACUUCUUAAAAUCUAGCGUCCGUGAAAGCGUUUUCUUUUUUUUCGUUGUGGGCCAUUUCGUCAAAGCACGAUGGCAGGCUUGUUGGUUAGUACUCAUAAUGCAACGCAGUGUGUGACUGGAUGGCACAUAGAAUCAAUAAAUUUUAGUAUUUAAAUCAAUAAAAAACAGUGCGACAUCAUUGUCUCCGCAUGUCACCUUGCAUUGUGCUUUAGAUUUCAUGCAUGUUCCUCUUCUGCUUACGAGGCUUGCGAGCCAUUUGUUGUAUCAGUUGUCAUAACUGAAGUGUAGUUUGAUGUAUUGUACAUUGUACUCCUAUGUGUACCUUCAUAUCUACUCCCUGUAAUGGCCUGUGAAAGGCUGACAGUAUUUGAUAAAUAAAUAAAUAAAUAAUAUAGAUGCAGCAUGUAUGUGAAAGUCUGAUUUUUAAGAAUAGGCCUGUGAAAGAUGCAUUGUUAGAGCAAAUAUGAUUCUCACAGCAAUAUUAUUUUGCUGACAUUGAUCCAGGUAACACUCCGAAAAGAAAUAACCGCUGUAAAAGCACUAAUUAGAUGUGAUAGCAGAGCCAGUUCGAAUUCCUCUGCAAUCGAAGACUACAUUUCAUGUAGCAGAAA